ACACACACACUCACACACACACACAGAUAACAGACAGUCAACAAAGGAUUCCCUGAGAAUAAGGCAGAAGACAGUCACACACACAGAGGCAGCUUGAGCUCUGACAUCUCUCCCAGCAAGUUGUUUGAAGCAGAGACACAUAAUUCACAGCACAGAGGAUUCAGGCUUCCUCUAUCGGCUGCACGAAAUCUCCUGCCGCUGGAAUACAAUGGUGAUGCCUUCAACUGAACGUCAGAGAAUGAAAGACUGAGGCCUUAGGGUCUGGGAUUACGUCUGGAGACCCUGAAAGGCACCAGGAACACUUCUAUGUUUUUAAGGCCAUUUAUGGAUCUGGCACUUUUCUCAAAGUAAGGGACAGAUGGAUUUGUAUAUAUUGGAACCUUACGACUGAGAGGGGCAGCAGUUUUAUCUCAAAUAGAUAUGAUGAAGAAAAGCCGGAGUGUUCUAAUGGUUUCUGGUGAUGAGAAAUCAAAAGAGGACACAGAAAGAUACAGCAGAUCGUACACACCCACCAGCACCCUGGGAGUGGAGCUGCGCAGGGCAAGAAGGAGACCCUCCUACACUCUGCAGGUCCCACCCUGGCGCCCGGGUGAGAGAGCGCGGUCACCUGACUAUGACAACAUUCAGAGACCAACCACCCUGCCCCUGCGGAUCCCUCCUCGAAUCUCCAUCACCAACGCUGAUACUGACAGUAACCAGAGCAAUAAUUUUUGGGGAGAAGAUGAGAUGAUCGGAUCUGAAAAUCGCAUGUAAGGACAAAUGGGAACUUAAGCGGCCGUGUUAGAAAUAAGAAAUAAAGGGGGUUGGUGGGGGAUCUUGCUGAUCUAUUGACUGCCUGUUUAUGUGUUGUGUUUCUAUAUAAAUGGACGGGAUCAUAUUUCAUCCGAGAUAAAGCUGACGUGCAACAAAGGAUCUGUUUCUACCGUAACUGCAAGCCAUCUGAACUUAGUACAUGCAGGAAAAAAAUGAAUACUGAUUCUACUGCUGAAGAUUUCUACUGUAAUAAAAAUCACUAUGUUCACUUAUUCGAACAGUGACAGCCAUCCUGUUAUAAUUAAGAAAAAGAAUUUGGUUCUUGUUUUUUUUCUGUAUGUUUUUUUUUUGAAGAAUCGAAAAUAAAUCAGUUGCUAAUCACUGCUAAAUGCUCUUUUUAAAUAAUCACUUUAUGCCUUUAUUUUUUAUAUUUUCGCCUCGCAAAGAAAAAUAAUUUGACCAUCUAAACGGAUUUUAAAAAAAGAAAUACAUUUUUUCUAUCAAGGAUUUCUUUUAUUUUUAUAACUUAUAUUAUAUUUUUGGAUUGAAACCAACUGAGUUCUGACAGAUGGUGAGCAUUUUUUUGCCUUCUUUUUGAAAACCAUUAGCACCGGGACUGUCACAUCUGAUCAGUUAUCAUCAAUCUAUUCAGAAUAUAUAUGUUAUUUUUGUAAUAUGAUAAUUGAACAUUAACAUUUUAUAUAGUUGUAGUCGUUUUCGUUUAGAAGUGGGUGACGCCAUAUUUAUUUUUGGAGAUUUAUUUUUUUUAACUUGUUUUGGAAUUUUAUUUGCACUAUGAUGGAAGUACCUUCUUGCUCAAAGAAAAGUCUCUCGCUGUCUCUUCCCGUACCCCGGGAAGGACAAGCUACCCUGAAACCUCCACAACAUCUAUGGAGGCAACCAAGGACACCCAUUCGAAUUAAGCACAGGGGUUACUCGGACACAGAUCGCCACCCUCAUCGGCAGAUGGAAAGAGCGGAUGCUAUGGACACCAGUGACCGCCCUGGUCUGAGGAACUCCAGAAUGUCCUGGCCAUCUUCUUUCCAUGGUACCACCAGCAACAGCCAUGCAAGCCAUAAACAACGCUUCGAUGUGGAGAAUGGCCCUUCCCCAGGGCGCAGCCCAAUCGAUUCGCAGGCGAGUCCGGGGCUUGUGCUUCAUCCCAACUUUCCACAAAGCCAGAGGCGGGAAUCUUUCCUGUACCGGUCCGACAGUGACUACGACAUGUCUCCGAAAACCAUGUCCCGCAAUUCCUCCGUCACCAGUGAGGUGCACACUGAGGACCUCAUCGUUACACCCUUUGCUCAGGUGCUGGCCAGCCUGCGGAGUGUGCGCAACAACUUUACCGUCCUCGCCAACGUUACCACCCCAACCAAGCGCUCCCCAGUGAUGCCUCAGCAAACAGUCUGUAAAGCAACUCUCUCAGAGGAAACGUAUCAGCAGCUAGCCAAAGAGACUCUGGAGGAGUUAGACUGGUGUCUGGAUCAGUUGGAGUCUAUGCAGACCUACCGUUCUGUGAGCGAAAUGGCAUCAAACAAGUUCAAGAGAAUGCUGAACCGUGAGCUCACCCACCUGUCUGAGAUGAGCCGUUCAGGGAACCAGGUCUCAGAAUAUAUUUCCAACACAUUUCUUGAUAAGCAGAAUGAAGUGGAGAUCCCUUCCCCAACACAGAAGGAGAGAGAGAAGAAGAAAAAGCAGCAGCCCAUGUGCCAAAUCAGCGGUGUCAAAAAGCUUAUGCACAGCUCGAGCUUAACCAAUUCUACCAUCCCACGGUUCGGAGUAAAAACUGACCAGGAGGAAGUUCUCUGCAAGGAACUGGACAAUUUAAACAAGUGGGGCCUUAAUAUAUUCAGAGUAGCAGAAUAUUCCAAUAAUCGGCCGCUUAGCUGUAUAAUGUACACUGUAUUCCAGGAGAGAGAAUUGCUGAAAACCUUCCAGAUCCCAGUAGACACCUUAAUGACGUACAUGAUGACCUUGGAAGAUCACUACCACGCAGAUGUCGCUUACCACAACAGCCUACACGCAGCCGACGUCACGCAGUCCACACACGUCCUCCUAUCGACUCCGGCGUUAGAUGCGGUGUUUACAGACUUGGAGAUUUUGGCUGCAUUAUUUGCAGCUGCGAUUCAUGACGUAGACCAUCCUGGCGUUUCCAAUCAGUUCCUUAUUAAUACAAAUUCUGAGCUGGCGUUAAUGUACAAUGACGAAUCUGUGUUAGAGAAUCACCAUUUGGCCGUGGGCUUUAAACUGCUGCAGGAAGAGAACUGCGACAUUUUCCAGAACCUCCCCAAAAGGCAGAGGCAGAUGAUGAGAAAGAUGGUGAUUGACAUGGUUCUGGCCACUGACAUGUCCAAACACAUGAGUUUGUUAGCAGACCUGAAGACUAUGGUGGAGACUAAGAAAGUGACCAGUUCUGGAGUUCUUCUGCUGGAUAACUACACCGAUAGGAUACAGGUCCUUCGGAACAUGGUGCAUUGUGCAGAUCUGAGCAACCCAACAAAACCACUGGAGCUUUAUCGUCAGUGGACUGACCGCAUUCUGGAAGAGUUCUUCAGACAGGGGGACAAAGAAAGAGAGAGAGGGAUGGAGAUCAGCCCUAUGUGUGAUAAGCACACUGCAUCUGUGGAGAAAUCCCAGGUGGGUUUUAUCGAUUACAUUGUCCACCCGCUUUGGGAGACCUGGUCGGACCUCGUUCAUCCAGACGCUCAAGAUAUCUUGGAUACUUUAGAGGACAACCGAGACUGGUACCAAGGUAUGAUUCCACAGAGCCCCUCUCCACCACCCGACGACCCAGACAAGGACGAGGAGGCCUGCAUCGAGAAGUUUCAGUUUGAGCUGACUUUGGAGGAGGAAGCGGAAGAUUCCGACAAGGACAGGAACAGUGGUAUUGAAGAAGAGGAUGGUCACUGUUUGCACGAAGCAACUGAAAUCCAAGAGUUAGAAGAAGAGUUUAUGGCAAUGCAUGAAGGACAAACAGAACAAACAGACGUCUACUCAGACAACUCAUCACCAGUAGAAGAUUCAUGAACUUUGUUCAAACAAUAAUUCUAAAUAUGAUAUAUUAUCACGAGAAACUAUUUUACACGAGAUCAAAAAAGUGUUUUUAUUUCCUAUUUAUUUAUUAUUAUUUUUUAUUUCUAUUUUGUUUUUGUACUCUCAAGGGGAACAAACACAAUUACUGUAGAUUCAGAUACUUUUGCACAGAAUAGGAGUUUGUUGCCAUAAGAAAGUUACAACACACUCUAGAAAAAACAAACUGUAACUUAUCAUUCGUUUUUUUCUUCACCUUCAAACGGAUGCAACCAGGAAAAAAAAACCCCCAGUCCAUUUCUAUUUUUUGCCCUCGCUUCAAUAAGCCAUUUUUUUCCCCCAAAAAGUAAAUGUAUUGACUAGGGUUUUCUUUUUUUGAAGUUGGGUGGACUGCCUUUUUUUUCCAUUUCUUUUGGACACGUAGAACAUUGGCCAUGCAAAAAACAAAAACAUCAUCUCAUGCCACCAAGCUGUUUCCACGCCUUUGGAUAGUCUAAAAGUAGUCGGAAUAUGACAGUGGAAAGGGUGUGCCUUUUAUAUAAAUGUAUUUCUGUCUGAUUCUGUGCGAUGAAAGGAGCUUCAACCUUCUGAGAUGUUUCUACAGAGGAUAUUGGAGCCAACAAACCAAUACCUUAUGGAAUCUGCAAUUUGCUGCCUGAAAGGAGGGGUCGUACCUUUCAACCACUAUUUACACUGUCACGGAAUAAGAAUCUACAGGAUCCAGCAAAGACACUUUUUUGGUUUAAAAAAAAAAGAAAGAAAGAAAAGUAAUAUUUUAUUUGUCGAUAUCUCUUGACUUAGAUAUAAUAUAUAUUUUCUAAAUGCUCUUAAGAUAUUGCUCAUCUCUUGUAACGGAGUCAGCAUUAAUGCCAUCGUUUUACUAAGGGAGUAACGAGUGGAAAUAUUAACGUAGACGCCACUUGCAGUUCAUCUAAAAGUCUUCCUCUCUCUUCUUUUCUUUCAUUUGCACAUUCUGGCAAUACACGAGCAUGAUGGAGCCCAUGUCCAUAUUAGAGUCUGCACCCCAGUGUUUAGGCAUUGAGUCUGACUGUAUGUUGUGAUUUUAGCUACAUAUAUAUAUAUAUAUAUAUAUAUAUAUAUAUAUAUAUAUAUAUAUAUAUAUAUAUAUAUAUAUAUAUAUAUAUAUAUAUAUAUAUAUAUAUAUAUAUAUAUAUGAGAAUAUCAAUUUGGCUGUUUGAUGAAAAACCCCAGAAGAACAACAAUGAGAAUUCAUGGAGCAGAGUUAUCAAAAUUCAAAAUGUCAAGUUUUUUAUUUAGUAAUGUAUGCUGAUUUAUGGAAAUACACCUAAAGGAGAAGGAAAGCUACCGAAGCAGUUUAUUACCAAUAGUUUAGCCACAAUAGUACAAGCUAUAACACUAU
Xenopus laevis (African clawed frog) is the source of this 5164-nucleotide messenger RNA. RefSeq names its product phosphodiesterase 4A S homeolog (gene pde4a.S). NCBI's taxonomy places the organism in Eukaryota, Metazoa, Chordata, Amphibia, Anura, Pipidae. Gene Ontology annotation, molecular function: phosphoric diester hydrolase activity; 3',5'-cyclic-AMP phosphodiesterase activity; metal ion binding. The record is from RefSeq and is a predicted model, not a curated record. The transcript has 18 exons. Gene Ontology annotation, biological process: signal transduction; cAMP catabolic process. The coding region runs from base 1549 to 3780 and encodes 743 amino acids.